This is a messenger RNA of Leptinotarsa decemlineata (Colorado potato beetle), 794 nucleotides long. Its product is annotated as zwei Ig domain protein zig-8. NCBI's taxonomy places the organism in Eukaryota, Metazoa, Arthropoda, Insecta, Coleoptera, Chrysomelidae. The record is from RefSeq and is a predicted model, not a curated record. Gene Ontology annotation, cellular component: neuron projection membrane. Gene Ontology annotation, biological process: synapse organization.
AUGGAUCUUGUUAUCUUGAGGUUUUUCGAGGUUGUAGAAGCAAGUGAAACAGAUGUAGAUCCGGUCGACUUGGCCAAUUUAUUUGAGUGGUCAAAAAUGUGUUUCAGAUAUGAUAUCAACGAGAAACAGAAAGCCCGAAUCUUAGGACCUGUGGAUGUUUACAUUCAAGCAGGAAGUUCGAUAUCGCUGACAUGUCUCAUGAGUCAAGGCCCUCAUGAUUUGGGAACAGUGUUGUGGUACAAGGACGAUUUCCUUUUAGAAACAUCAGAACCUCAAGUGAAUGGUGCAGACCGUCUGGGAAGAGUGAUUAUAGAGAAUCAGUGGACCGAUGGUUUGACAUCAAGAAUGUACAUUAACAGGGCACACCUAGGGGAUUCAGGAAAUUACUCGUGUGUGCCAACCACCGCGGGAUCAGCGAGCGUCAACGUCCACAUUAUCAGUGGAGAACAUCCCGCUGCUAUGCAACACGGAAACAAAAACAAAGCGUCCCCACCUUUCUCAUUCCAAGGCACGAUAGUUUUUUGUAGUAUUUUUUCCAUACUCAUAAAACAUGGUAGAUGAAAUAUUUGUAAAUAUGUAACUUCGAAUUUCCAAAAUACUUUCUCUCAUAGGUUUCACUGAAAGAACCAAAUUUAUUUCAUUUCCCAUAUUCUCGUUUCUCCAUCUAACCCUUGGCAUGAAAAGAUUUGAGAAAAUGAACGAUGAUGUAGGUCUUAUAAAGUGUUGAGAUACGAUCAUAGUCACUCUUCUGUGUUAAGACUUUCCCUUGAUAUUAUAUCAUAUAUUUAUAGAAA